AUGGCCGCGGGGAUGGCGGGGCUUUACGUUAUCCGCGAUCCGCAGGGCGAGGAGAGGCGGCUCAAGAUGUGGAUGCCACGUGGCGAGCGGCAACUGCACCUCGUGAUUGCUGACAGGAUUGUUCGGCGAGCGAUGCACCGGAUUCGCAUGGUGAAUGCAGCCAACGUGCGCACGUAUAACCUCACCUUCCAGUGCGCUGGCCGUGGUGACCACAACUUCAAUCCCCCUCUUGCUGGACCCGUGCUGCCCUUCUACCUGAUCGGCUCUCACGGAGGCUACCUCACCCGCCCCCUGUGCCGCUCGUUCCUGCUCAUCGUCCCGGGCACACGUCAUGACCUCUUUCUCGACUUCAACGCUGCACCGCCUAUCGGUUCCGAUGGUGGUUACCUCGCCCGCCCUCUGCGCCGCUCCUCCCUGCUUAUCGUCCCGGGCACGCGCCACGACCUGCUUCUCGACUUCAACGCUGCACCCGGAUGGUGCCGCAGUGUCAUUGUUGUCAACAGCGCCUCCAUCCCCUUCCCCAUGGGAGGGCCUGCUGACUGGUUCACGGGCGUGGUCAUGCGAUUCAUCAUCAACCAGCGCUCGCCCGUGAAGCCCCCUGCCCUGCCCAAGAGUCUUUCGCACAUCCCCCCGGUGGACCUCUCGCAGUCGGUGAAGCAGCGCUGGCUGACCAUAGUGUUUGUGAUCGACAAGGCAUCACAGAAGCCGAGCGGCAUGCUGCUGGAUGGCAAGACCUACAUGGAUCCUGCCACUGAGAAGCCCAAAGUGGGCACUUCGGAGCUUUGGCACAUCAUCAACCCGACAUUUGAGACGCACCCCAUCCACCUGCACCUCAUUCAGCACCGCCCCAUCUCCCGCCGUCCAAUCAACUCUGGCGGGCUAAUCAACGGCACUUGUUCGCUCGCACCAUCCUCUCCAUUCAAGCCCAGCUGCUUCACGGGGCCGGCCCGGCCUGUGCCGCAGCAUGAGAGGGGGUGGAAGGACACCACUGUUGCAUGGCCGGAUAGCGUUCUCACCAUCUUUGUGCCGUUCAAGGGGCAGGUGAGAUGCGGUGCAGUCGGGUGGGGAGAAAGGUGGUAG
Molecule: messenger RNA, 1080 nt
Organism: Closterium sp. Naga37s-1
Lineage: Eukaryota; Viridiplantae; Streptophyta; Zygnematophyceae; Desmidiales; Closteriaceae
Source: the annotation of a GenBank genome assembly